Messenger RNA from Bacillus rossius redtenbacheri, 13140 nucleotides. RefSeq names its product serine/threonine-protein kinase Pak (gene Pak). NCBI's taxonomy places the organism in Eukaryota, Metazoa, Arthropoda, Insecta, Phasmatodea, Bacillidae. Bases 367 to 2085 code for a protein of 572 amino acids. The transcript is spliced from 9 exons. Gene Ontology annotation, biological process: protein phosphorylation; regulation of MAPK cascade; intracellular signal transduction. Gene Ontology annotation, cellular component: cytoplasm. The record is from RefSeq and is a predicted model, not a curated record. Gene Ontology annotation, molecular function: ATP binding; protein serine/threonine kinase activity.
AAGCUGUUUAGGUAUGGCGGUGAUUGACGUACCAGGAAUAGAUAAUUUUGUGAUUAGUGAAAAGUGAUGAUGUAUGUCUUUCAUUUGAAAUACGAGGAAAUAUAAUUCUGUUGCAUCAAGAUUUCCUUUGUUACAGUUGCGUUAAAGUCAAACGAAGUGUCUAAACCGACUCUUUUGAUGAUUUGGCGUAUCGUAUUAUUUCUCAAAAAUCUGACAGCUAAAGACACCUAUUUUAGACUGUGAAGAUGACACCCAACGGUGCUGAAGUAUGUCCAGCCAAUGGCUUGCAUUAAGUUGCCGUCAAAAGGAUUUUGUUUGCAGGCGUGGCGUGGUGUGGUUAAAAUAUUGGACAGCUAGAAUUAAAAUAUGUCUGAUGACGAGGACAAGCCUCCAGCGCCCCCUGUGCGGCUUACAAGUAACAGAGGCGACUCGACCCCCAAUUUCCCGGUGGACAUGCGGCCGCUCCCGAAGGAGCCGGACAGCGACGACCGCAAGAAGAAGACGCUGAAGGCCAAGAUCAAGCAGAAGGGCAAGGAUGGCGAGAAGCCCAACAUCUCGUACCCCACCAACUUCGAGCACACGGUUCACGUGGGGUUCGACGCGGUGACGGGCGAGUUCACGGGCAUGCCGGAGGCCUGGGCCCGCCUGCUCAUGAGCUCCAACAUCAGUAAGCAGGAGCAGAAGAAGAACCCCCAGGCAGUGCUAGACGUGCUCAACUGGUUCGACAGCUCCAGCAAGGAGGCCAAGGGCUCCAAGUACAUGACCACCACCAAGAUGAUGGCGCCCGCGGACCUGGCGCCCGCGGGGACGCGCGCCGCGCACUCGGGCUCCAGCCACAGCCAGCACAGCGUCAGCCACCCCUCCAGCUCGUCCCCCUCCUCCAGCACGCCCGACACCGAGGGGGGCGGCGUCACCUCGGCGGCCACCAGCAGCGAGGUGGAGGAGGAGCCCCCGCCCCCGCCCGUCGCCGCCCGCCCGGAGCGCACCAUGUCCAUCUACACGAAACCCAUAGAGGAGGAAGCCCCGGCGCCCACCCCCUCCCGAACCACCACCACCGCCACCGCCACAACCACCACCACGAACGGCGUGGCGGCGGCCCCGCCGGCCGACAAGAACCGCAGCAACAACAACAACAACGGCAGCGUGAGCGGGAUGGACCGCACGCCCAGCGACAAGGCGCGCAAGAAGAAGAUGAGCGACGAGGAGAUCCUGGAGCGACUGCGCACCAUCGUGAGCGUGGGCGACCCCAACCGCAAGUACACCAAGAUGGAGAAGAUCGGCCAAGGCGCCUCGGGCACGGUGUACACGGCCAUCGAGACGUCGACGGGCAUGGAGGUGGCCAUCAAGCAGAUGAACCUGUCGCAGCAGCCCAAGAAGGAGCUCAUCAUCAACGAGAUCCUGGUCAUGAGAGAGAACAAGCACCCCAACGUGGUCAACUACCUGGACAGCUACCUGGUGGGCGAGGAGCUGUGGGUGGUGAUGGAGUACCUGCCCGGGGGCUCGCUGACGGACGUCGUCACGGAGACGUGCAUGGACGAGGGCCAGAUCGCGUCGGUGUGCCGCGAGGUGCUCCAGGCUCUUGAGUUCCUGCACUGCAACCAGGUCAUCCACCGGGACAUCAAGUCGGACAACAUCCUGCUGGGUCUGGACGGCAGCGUCAAGCUCACUGACUUUGGCUUCUGCGCACAAAUCUCGCCGGAGCAGUCGAAGCGCACGACCAUGGUGGGCACGCCGUACUGGAUGGCCCCCGAGGUGGUGACGCGCAAGCAGUACGGCCCCAAGGUGGACAUCUGGUCGCUGGGCAUCAUGGCCAUCGAGAUGAUCGAGGGGGAGCCGCCCUACUUGAACGAGAACCCUCUCCGGGCGCUGUACCUCAUCGCCACCAACGGCAAGCCGGAGAUCAAGGAGAAGGAGAAGCUGUCGCCUAUCUUCCAGGACUUCCUGGACCAGUGCCUCGAGGUGGACGUGGACGAUCGGUCCGCAGCGUCCGAGCUGCUCAAGCACCCCUUCCUAAAGUUGGCGAGGCCGCUCGCCAGCCUGACUCCACUCAUCAUGGCCGCGAAGGAGGCUGCGAAGAGCCACUAGUCUCCGCCCCCGGGCCACAGUGUUCACGGCCGCCACAGCGUAGGCAGCUUGCGCUCGCAGGGACGACACCUCUGAUCCACAUCCCUCACCGCAUGGCUCUUCGUUCUCGUUUCAUUGCGUUCGCUUCAUCUCUGUUGGAUCGUUUUUCAAACAAACUACUUCUACCUGUCUAGUGCAUAAUUCUGUGAAUGUACAGAAGACCCCUUGAAGAGAUUGAAACUUGCUUGCAUAAAAUAACUGUACAUCUUUUUAAAAAUGGCUUUUGUUAUUACCUAUAUUUGUUCAAAUUUUAGGGGAACAUUGUUUUUGUGAAUUGGUACAGGUCAUAUUUUGGAGAUGCUGCAUCAAUGACCAGAAAGCUUUCUACCUUGAUGUUGAAAUUGAAUGCUGGGAUGUAAGUUUGAUCUUUUCCCAUGUGGGUUAUUCGGUUCUGUACUUUGUAGAGCAGAGGAGCGACUGUUCGAACCAACAUGCAGCCGUACAUUAUAGAAUAAUGGAACAUGCGCAAGAAUACAUUUACAAGUAUGAUCAGAUCAGCAUUCAAUUGGUCAAAAAAAUACAAAUCAGGACUUAAAAAUUAAAUUCGCAGUGCAAGUUGGUAGCAUUUUUUUUUGUUGAUGUAAUUAUGUUUUUAAUAGCAUAGAUUAUAUUUUGGAAGUAAAUUGCAUGACCAAUUUACUUUCUGAUAAGUGAGAGAUAUUUCCUAGAAAUUACAUAUGUUAGGUUAUAAAAUUUGUGCAGUUCCCCCUCCCCCUUUACACCUAUUUGUAUUGAGAAAGAUUAAAUGCAGAUCAGCUUUUAUCUUUUUUGUAAAGCUUUUUCAUUAAAGUGAUGAUUCUGAAAUUAUAAUGCAUAGCUCAUUAGCAUUCAGAUAUUUUGCCAUAAAUUGUUUUUUUUUCUAGUUUGCCAUCCGAGUGAAGCCUGACCGAAAGGCGAUAGUGUCAAUUGCAGGGAUUCUCGUAACCAGUGGUUAUAGUUGUGUUGUUUUCAGAAGAGCAAAGCCUUACAAGAUUCUGCUAUGAUACUGAUAAACUGUAGAGAUGUGGCUGAUGACGAAGCAAGCCAGACUGUGGCCUUGGCCUGGUUGCAACCGGAGGUGAUACUUGUCUUGUAACAGUAGUGCGAGCAGGUCGUGAACUCUGUGGUUCUUUUUCGGGCUGCACAGCGCGUGCUGGUGUCUGUGGUGAUUUUCAUUUUAAUUGCAUCGGUCUUGUUAUAAUUUGUCUUUAUCUCAUAUACCAUUAUUCCUCUGAUUAAGGUAAGAGUUAUGUGCAAGAUUAGAGCUCGUUAAAGCUGCUUCUCAUCUUGUAUGAUAGGAAGGGACAUUUAUUUAGCGCAUUUGCGAUAAUGUGAAUUUUUUGUGUGAAUUUCUGUAGUGUUUUGGGAAAAAUGCAAAAUUUUAAUUUUUGUAAAAUACUGAGAAAAGGUUGUAAAAAACUUGGACUGCAAAAUUGAUGUCAAACUGAUUUUACAUAAAUUUAAAUGAUUUGGUUCCAAAAAAUUGCAAGAAAACAGGGAAAAAUAUCUGAUUUUGUUAUUUUUCUAACUAUUUUUUUGACUUAUAUGUAGUUAAGAAUUGUUAUGAGAAAGCAUACUGUAAAGUAGUUGAACUCACAUUUUUACCUCAUCUUUGUCGUAUUGUUCAACCCAAAACAUUGCAGAAAUGGUGCUUAACCAUGCCUGAUGGUGGUUAGUAAGUAUGUAUAAAUAAAAACUCUGUUGUUAAACACAGUCGCUUCCACAAAACACAAGUCAUUUAAAACUGUUUCCGCAGUGCAAACACUACACUUCAGUCAUUGUUUCUGGUUUAUAAGCAACUGCCGUAGGCCAUUGUGUGGAGAAAGAAAAAGGCUUCACCCAGUUACCACAUAUAAUCAUGCAGACUUGGCCAUAACCUGGUUCUUAUCAGCCCGUAUCAUCUUUUGUUUAAAAACACUGCACCGUCACCAAAGAUAAUAUGCUUCAACACUAUGUGAAUGCUAGCAGCCAGACACGGAAAGCUACCUAAUUGAUAGUUGGGUCGAUAUUUUGUUGAUUUCUCUAUUCUGUGUUUUGUUUAUGACCAGCAACCAAAUGACUAAGAAGUGCUUCUUCUGUAUCUGUGAUACCAUGGAUACUUUAUUCUCAUUUCCUGAUCAUGUUUGUUUACUUGUUAAAAGUUUUUGUUAGACAGUUGGGGACGUAAAUAAAGAAAAGCAACCUGCGCUGUUAUUGCAAUGUACUGCCUGUUGGUGUUCAUUACGCCUGUGAUCGCGUCUUGGCCUUUUAAAGAAGUGAGAACUCAGGAUGAAUGGUUAAGAAUCAUUAUAGAAAUAGAAAACAAUUUGUUAGGGAAAAUGGGUGGUUCACUUACCAGUGGUUUUUUUUUUAAUUAAUUUUUUAAUUAAUUUUUUUAUGUGAUCAUGAUCCUGCUAGCUUAAGAGGUUAGGUAUUUUUAUUUAUGCACCGACCACCUUUUUGAUGUUAGUUCGUACCUAUAGCAAAUAUCGCUCAUGUUUGCCAGCACACAUCUUGAUCGUGUGCUGGUUCUCUGAACUACGAUGGAUACAGGUUUUUCUUGUACACUAAGCCUGUGAUAACAAAUCAGUAAUAUUUAACUGAAAUACAUUCUAAAAGCUUUAAAAUUAUCUUCAGUAUUUGCCUAUUUGGUAUUUGGUUCCUUUUCACACAAUUAUGUUCACCUUCUACCAAUUAAAAUUUCCAAAAUGUCAACAUUUUGUAUUCUUACCAAAAACAUAGUUAUGCCAUUUUUAUAGUAUUAUAAUAUAUGUAGAUAUUUUGAUGAACUGUGCAUUAGUAUGUACUGCUGGUACUAUUGAUUAGCUGUAGUGAUGUCCAAUUACAUAAUUCUAUUGUCAUUUUGAAAAGAAAGAUGUAAAUGUUUGGGUAAAAAUUGAUGUAAAUGUGCAAAGUAACACCUCUGUCAGCAAAAUAAAAAUAAUACCACUUUGUGCCAUAAGUAAGAAAAAAUGCAUGUCUCUUAACGUUAGGUAGUCUUCUGCGAUGGUAACUGUCACGGUUGCAUGCAGUCCGCACACAUGUUGGUACUUGUGCAGUUGUUUGCUUGAAGUGGAAUGGAGAUCUUCUUUUACAAUGAGGGAGCCGUUUGUGCAAUGAAUCGACUUAAAUCAAGAAGGUUUUCUGCCAUUGUGCCCACCCUUACGACCUUCACCCGUUGGUGUUUUGUCUCUUGCUUUACUUUGUGAUAUGUAUAAUUUCUUCUUCUCUGCUGCAUAGUUUAAAAGCAAAGAAGUUGAAACCGACAUCCGCCUUGUUCACACAACUGCGGGUGGACACUUUCCAGCAUCGACCCUCCCUGCUAGGGCUCAGUCUGCAGAUAUAACCCCCCUCUCUCUCUCUCUCCAUCCAUCACGACUGCCAAGUCCCAGAUUAUUACCUGAGAGUGAGUUGUACAAGUAAUCUCACGUUGCUUUCCCAUUGAAUCCACCACUCAAACGUUUUUAACAUUGCAUCUGGAUAAGGAAGGUUCUGCUACUUCCUUCACAAGACCAAGUAGCCUCGUACCAUGUUGUCCCGAACAUGUCGGAAAAUUUUUUCUCAAUUUACGAAGACAAAUGCACACCAGACUUGAAUGUGGGCAUUUCAAGAAUUGCAAGAAGAAAAAAAAUACAUACGCAUGCACAUACAUGUACAUUUACCGUAAAUACAAAUCUAUUUUAUUCUGCGUUUUUAACAAAUUUUCUUGAAUUUUACAAGGGUGUGAAAUUGUGCAUGCAUAAUAAGAACAAAUUGAUGAGUUGUAAGUUGGUUGUUUGCCGGGAUAACAUUGCAAGCAGUGAAGAGAGAAUGAGCUGCAGUGAUGGCGAUAAUGAUAGUGACUGUAAAUGUUAGAUUAAAGUUUAAAAUUUUCAUUUAAAUAAAUAUUUUUGCAAUUUUUAUGUGAAACCCUAACUUGUAAAAUAAUUUAUAUUUAAAUUUUUAGUUAAGAUGUGUAAUCAUGUGAUCAGUAGGUUCACAAGAAGUAUAGUACGUAUAUUAUUUGAAAGCAAGUUUUUUUUCCCCCGAAAAUCUUUUAAAUUUUUUUCCCAAAUGUUUAACUUAAAAGAAAUAUGUCGACUUAUAUGAAAGCCAACUUAUACUCGGUACAAUAUGGUAUUUUUUGUGAAGGUACAGAUUUUUCAUAUAUGUAUGUAGUUCUUAAUACUGAGAGCUCACCACGUCUUAUAUGCCGGAAACUUGUGUUAUAUGUUCGGUUCGAUGUUAGGUAUCAUCUGAAGAAAUUCUUCAAAAUCAAUAUGUGUUUACCUUUUUUUUAAUAUGAGUUUAAAAUAUAUAUAUAUAUAUUUUUUAGAAGUACUAUAGGCUUCUUGGUCAUUUGUGACAGUAUCUGUUGGUUCACUACUGAACAAAACAUGCAGGCACGUUACCCAGGGUUCCUCGUAGCACUCGCCAAAACACUUUUCAUUCUGGGUUGCUUCAGUUAAUGAGAUCACUAGUCAUCCUGGUUCAUUUGAAGAGCUCGUCAGGGCAGUGGAAUGCACUCUUCAUCCAGGCUUACUUCAAGCGCUGGUUACACUCAACAUGUUGAGAAAUAUAGUAUAUUCUAACACAGUCAUAUAAAUAAACAUUAUAUUUUAAGAGCUGUUGCUGGAAAUUUUUUUAUUUAAAUUUUUUGUGAAUAUAAACUAUGUACAUUUUUUUUUUUAAAUUAUUAUACUGAUAUUACUGUGUAGAGUUUUGUUACUAUAUUUUCUUCUUGUGUACAUAUUUGCAAUGACCAAAAUUAUUUUCUGUAAUUUUUUGUUCAAGUUUGUACAUGAAUUUGUGUAUUGGGCCAUCAAAGAAUUUGUUUUCUUUACUUUGUCAUGACUUGAUUUCUUCUUAGGUUUUUGUUUCAGUAAAAAUAUUUUGUUUAUUUUAGUCAUCGUAACAAAUUGCUAUUAGACUUUUCCACAUGAGAAUGGUGAACGAAGCUAAAUGGGUCUUGCAAAUGAUAACCACGGCCUAACACUUAACUAACUUGAUACAUUUAUGGUAAAAUUUAAAGCAUGUUGAAUGAAAUUUAUGUUGUUACAGAAGUUUAAAUACUCAAUACGUACAAAUAUCUACAGACAUUGCAGUUAUAGUAGUUUUUUUUUGUCUGAAAAUGAAUUAAAGUUGGUGUGUUGUAGUCAUCAAAAAGGAAAACUUGUAUUAUGAGGAUUGUGUGGUUGCAAGGGAAGAAAACCACACCAGUUAAUGAAGAUUUACUUUGUAAACAUAGAGCUCCUUCUAGCAAAAGUGAUGUGUUGAGGCAACAUCAAGUCAUCUGCUGUAGCAUUCAAGAGUCAUGGUUUCAUGAGUGCAUUAGUCUGGUGCUUAGUUAGUGCUUGCAGUUUUUAAUAAAAAUAUGUUAUACGAGUCCCGCUUUUAUAUUUAUUAAGUUUUUAUAUUUUUAUUACUUUUUGUUUAAAAAAUAUAGUAGUUCCUAAAGCUUUAUUUUAUAGUAAUAAAGCGUUCAAAUGAAACAGUUAAUGCUUUAAUUGUAUGACAUUUUAAUUGUAUAUGUAUUUUGUUCAUUUGUAAUUUUUACCACCUUUAAGGACUUCAUUAAUUGCUUUGCUGUUAUAUAUAAUUUACAGUUAUAAUUUUUGAUAACCAUAAAAUUAACGUAUUUUUGGACGUAACAUUUAAAUUUUGUGUUAAUUACUUACUGGCAAGUUGACUUUCACCAGUGAAUUAGUUAAUAUUUAACAUUAGUUUUCAGUAUUUUGUUGUUUUGUGGGGAAGACUUUUAUGAUAUAUGCAUGUAUGUUCUUUCCCAAAUAUUAACGUAUUCUCGAAUUGUAGUUUCACUAAAACUGUAAUCAACUUAAUUAAUAUCACAAUGUGGAUUAUUUUUGUUUACAUAAGGCAUAAUCAUAAGCUUCAAAAUGUUCUUAAUAACAGUGCAUAUUGCCUUAUUUUCUGCUCUUAAUUUUUUGAGGUACGGUUAUCGCUCGUGACACGUGCUUCAUCAGGUUGCUGGUUAGUCGAGGUUCAAGUUGCAUGUGCAAACUCCUCAUAUUGUCAUCUGUUUCACAGUUGCCUUGUUCAGCGGGUGUUCAGAAUUGCUGUCUGUACUGUUGUCUCUAGUUACGCUAGGAGAGAAAACCUAGUCAAUACAGUUGUACAUAUCUUCCCCACUCGCUUCUUACUGCUGUUCAAGGGCUUGCAGAGGACUAGUAAAUUAAACUGUUACUUACAGACAUACUGCACUAUGUAUUUGCAUUUUGACAACACUUCUCCGCAUACUUAUAUCACAUGUCCCUCAGUUCAUUUACGAGUAGCGUUGGUCGGAUUCAUGUCAAAAGUCUAAUUCAUGGUACUUAACCGUAUUUUUGUUAAAUUUUGAUUUGUGGCAUGUGCAACAAGAAGAAAAUUACAUACCACUAUUUCACCAACACUUAGCAUUGAAGUCUCAUAGUUACUUUCUCACCAUUUACAUAGUUUUCUUAAAGAACUGUUUAUUUAACAUUAUUAAAUUGCCAUCAAAAUAUUUAUCCCGCUGUCUAUGUUUAAAAACAUUGCUAAGUGACACAAUUUUGGAAUGCUGUCAGUUUUAUGUUAUAGAUUUUGUAACUCAUCAAACUCAAAAAGAAAAUAUGUUAAUGUCUCGAGUGUAUUGUUUUUCUACUACAGCAUCAAUCAAUAGUACCAAAGUUUGGCAAAAAUGUAGCAGCACGAAAGUGAUACAUUUAGUAGCUUCAUAUUUUUAAUGAUCUAGUCAAAAUGCAGAACAUUCUUGUUUCUGGUCAUAAAAGAUGUGUUUUUUUAAUGGCAGAAAAUGUGGAAAAAUUAGAGCUCAUUUUUCUUUUAAUUGUUUACACUUUUUGUUUCGGUAAUCAUAUGGUUUAUGCAUUGUUUUUUUUAACAAAUCUAUUCAUUGGUGUUAAAAAAAUGUUGAGUAAAUUCAUAAGGGCUCUACUAAAACUAACCAAGUGUGGACAAAACUUGUCUGUAAUAUUACUGAAUUUGGAUCAGCUCAACACAACCAAAAUAUUUGCACUAUUUUCCAUCUCUAGUUAUUUUUAUAUGGAUAUAAUUUCUUAUGAUAAUCAUUAAAAUAUUAGUUAUUAUGUAUCUGAAUGUAUUCUCAUUGCAAUUUAUAUUGUAAAGGACUGAAAAAUAUCACUGCGUGUGUGAAAGUAGUCGGGAUGAUAAGUUUCAAGCUUUAAUCGAAGUUGCUUUCCUUGGCUCCAGAUGUGGUACAUUCACUGUGUCUUCCUUCACGCACUGUCAGUUUGUUGGGUUGGCACUGGAAUCUUCUCACAAAUUACCAAAACUAGCUCCCAUAAGUGAUGGUCAGGGUGCUUCUUACAUUAAAGUGUUUUCCGCUUUUGAGACAGCAACCUUGUUCUUCAAGUUUAAAAUUCAUAGCAAAGUUUGUGCAUGGAUCCUCAUAUAGUUUGAAGUUUUUAUUUUGCUGGUUUUUAGUUACAUUUGAGUGAAAAAUAAUAUAUGUAUAUAUAUAUAUAUAUGGCUUUGUAGGACAUCAACAACUAUUAUGUGUUUGUUUUCUUUUCUAAUUUACCUAGUUGAACUGCUGAGAUUUAUCACAUAAAUAAGCCGCUGCUUUUACCUAUGAUUUUAUUGCAGCUGUAUUUAUGGUAUUUGUUGUAAUAAUACACAUGUUAACAAUAACCACCAUUAUAAAUUAUUUUAAUCAAUUUAAAAUGUGUUGUGAUAUUGCAGUAAUAUGUACAUUUUAUUUAAAAAAAAAAAAAAAAUUGUAUAGUAUUUUGAUUUUGUUAAUCUGUAUAGUUUCAAUUUUCAUCCAUUUUAAAAGGUUGUGAUUUGUGAGCUGACUUAAUAUAAUUAUUAAGUAUGCAUACUACCAAUCACUUGAUCAGUUUGAUCUAUCGGUGAAACAGAUUUCUUUGAUAAUUCAUUUGAAAACUGAAGAAUGACUUUAAAAAAACACAAAUGUUUGAUUCUCACUUGUCUGUCUUCAGAGUAUGAAAACUUAAAAAAAAAAAAAAAGUAAUGUUUCCUAUUGGAACAUGAUGCGUACAUACAUAUGUGCAUUACUCCUGAAAUAUUGAUGUGUAUGUAUGUUUUACAUUGAUAAUUAUUAUUUCCAACCCAUCCAUCACUCUGAAUGCGCACAAAGAUAUCAGUUCACAUCGGACACCAUUAAGAAUUCAAGCUACGCACAUUUACUGUCAACUGAAGUGCACAAAAUUGGUAUUAAGAGUUUGGCUGUUUUUUUGUUUGAUUUGUUUUUAACCUUAGAAACAGAGCCUUAAAAUGCUUAGUUUGUUUUUAUGUAUUAGUAAAACUCUGAUUAGGAAAGAUGUUAAUAAUAGUAUUUUGUUUCCUGUAGUUAGUUAUAUAAUUUUAGCUGGCACUAUAUGACGUGUGAAAUGUGGAACAACAUUGUUACGAAAUUCACGUUUAUUAGCUAAUGUCUCAGUUGGAUUGACAUUGUCUGUGAUUUAUAAUAACAGGCAGUGUUGACACAUUCGACCAUUUUCUGAACAAAGUUAGUUAGCCUAGGGGGGGAAAAAAGUAACAGUGUUGAUCAGAAAAAUGCAGCAGUUAGCCGUUACUUAUGGAAGUUGUCAGCGCUUUAAGGCAGAUGUGGAAAUGGUGUGUGAGUAAGCAUAUUCCAUAUUGUAAAGUUUUACCCUAAGAGAGAGAGAGGAGAGCUCUCGUAUACAUGCUGUCGUGUGUGUAUGCGACUGGGUGAACCUAAACAUCAUUUCCCGUGUAGUUAUCGUGGGUCAUUCUGAGUAUAAAAAAUUUGCAGAAGAAGACUUUAGGGAAGAAUGAGACUUAUUGAGAAAUGAAUUGAGAAUUUUACAAGAAAAAGGAGAUGGCUAGAAGAGCGUGAAGUGGGGGAAAAGCUCUGGGCAAUGUUGGUGAUCCUGGAGACAGUUGUGGCAACACUUCAGUAUCAGCCUGUAACAACCUCUUUUCAUCAAGGUAAAUCCUGUUUUCAUUUUAAUCUUCUCAUCACCGAAUUUUAUUUGCAAUGCAGUCAUUUAUGCCUUUGAAGUAAUUUAUUAUGAAAAAAUAUAUUAGACAGUAUUCAUGGUAGUGAAUUUGCAGUUCUCAUUACAAUGAAGUUCUAUGCAUAAGUUUUGUGAGUUAUUUUUAAGGCCAUAAUUUUAAGUGUUUUGCAAACUCUGUUGUAUUAUAAUUGUGGACAUCUGCAAUAUGUGUUACAGAAUUAAUGAUUUCAGGCUAUAGUUGGGUAUUUUUUAAAUGCAAUAUUAGAAUAUCGGCAAUGUGCUGAAUAACUUGGCUUAUGUAUUAUGUUGGUUAAUUAAUGAAUAAUUGCAGAACUCUGCUUAUAGUUUAUGAAAGUGUGUUCUGUGUGUUGAAGAAAGGCAGGUAGAGCAGACCACACCAGUUUGGCAGUGGCAAACUAGAAUGUUGGUCAGAUAACAACUUGUGCUGUCGUUAGGGAAUGUUGGUGCUGUGAGGUGCUUGUGUUGGCCAGCCUGAGGAGGACUCUGUGUCGGAAACCUGGAUCGUUUUUUGGCCAGGCUGCUUGGAUCGUGACAAUAAUAGGAAUGCAUCUGUUACUUUCAGCAGUUAUUUUUUGCUCCCUGAAUAAUUUGUCUAAUGCCGUGGGAGAGAUUUUUAAAUAUUUUUUUUCUUCUUGUUGGUUGUCGCUAAUCUUUCUCCCGGAGGUUGUGUGUGACAUUGCAGUGUGUGUUUCAUUAUAGAAUACCAAGAACAGUAUUUUGUUGAAGCUGGCAGAGCAGCAAACUGGGUCUCUAGUUUCCAACCCUGUGGUGACGACGUGCCUGAAAGCAGGAUUCCCUGCUUGAUUGCUUGCAAGUGUACUGCGUGCAUUGUUAGUCAUCAGACAAGCUAAUGUUAUAAUGUUAACCCAACAGUAACUGUGUGUAUCUAAGGGGGUAUUUUUUUUUUGAGGAGGGGGGUGGGAGGGGGUAGUGUGAGAGAGUGUGAAGUAGUCUGUUAGCUCGAGACGCUCGCUGUUGCCACCUUGCGGAUGUUGGCCGUUCUUCUAGUUGUGUGCUCAAACUUCGUGCUGCCUUUCUUUGUGGCAAAGGCAUAAGAGAAGUUCCUAUAGUGACAUACAGUUUUUGGCAUGAUGUCACGGACUGCCGUUGUAACUUGUCACUUCAAGUGCUUCGUUGGCGUAAUACAUACCUCUAAUAAACUUCUGUAGAUGUAAUUCCUAGUAAACACAUUAUUUAGAUAUAUUAACAGUUUUGUAGUUGAUUAUUUAUUAAUUUAAUAUUCAUACGGAUAAACUAUUAUCCUCUUUAGUUUUUAAUAAUGUGUAAAGUAUUUCUCUUGUUUGUAGUAAAUCAAAUUAUAAAAUAUUUUGCACCUUUUAAUCUUUGAUUUCCUGCAUUUUUGCCACUCUUACCUGUGAUCCUAAUCAGUGCUUGUACAGUGAAAAUUUCUUUUUAUCCAAUUUUCUUUCAAUUUCCCUGCAUUCUCCCUUGUUUUCCUUAUCCCUUGAAAAGCCUAAAGAAAUGGUUUUAUAAUAUUACCAGGUAUAAAUGUGUAUCGACAUAUAUAACUUAAGCUUAAGGUAUGUUGAAUUUUCAGUUUUACAUAUGUUCAGUUAAAAUUUGAGUUGGCGCGCGGCUUGACAAAACGUUUUUGCGGUAAUUGUGGCAUUUGGUGUCGAGUCCAAUGUUUGCAGUGGCGACAGCAGCUGAUGACUUUCAUAUGUACAUAUUUUUUUUCUCUUGUACGUUAUCUCGAGUGCCUGCCUGCCGGGGAUUUGCUUGACUAGUUGUUACUGUUUGUGUCGGAGGAUCUCUGUGACCGAGCGUUCGCUUCCCUGUCCUUCCGGCCAGCAACGCCCUUCUACCAAACUGUAUAACGUGCUGGUUCACACGGGUACAGGGACCGUGUGGCAGGCAGAGUCUUUGUGGCACAUGCUGCCGUUGGGAAUGCAGAGUGCCGGAAGUCUCGGAGCAUUCUCCGAUACGAGCAAGUCUCUUGUACAGUUUGCGAGACUGAUGGAAUGUAAUCUUGUUAAUAAGUGGGUUAUAAUGUGUCCCAAGAUUUUUUGUAAGUACAUUGAAUAUGAUGCAGUAAAAAAAAAUUGGAAAACAUAAAUAUACUAAAUUACUAUAUAAA